Scheffersomyces stipitis CBS 6054 is the source of this 645-nucleotide messenger RNA. RefSeq lists its product as uncharacterized. NCBI's taxonomy places the organism in Eukaryota, Fungi, Ascomycota, Pichiomycetes, Serinales, Debaryomycetaceae. Bases 1 to 645 code for a protein of 214 amino acids. The transcript has 2 exons. The record is from RefSeq and is a predicted model, not a curated record.
AUGGACUACUACAACGAAUAUGCUGAGGAACAUUGGAACUCACUUGAUCCGUACGAAGACAAAGAAGGAAAUAGACGUCGUUUGCCUAAUGAUAUCAGUACCAAGGAGGAGCAGAAGAUCUGGCGAAACAUUCAGCGCAAAGCUUGGGUCCACGACAAGUGUUUUCUAGGAUCUUGUGGAGUUGGCAUGGAUUGUGGCCUUGGGCUCGCUCCAUUAGUGGUACUACUUUUUCCCGUACUAGGCCCACUAGUGAUGUACGCAGUGCAUCUGAACCUCAUAGCGGAGGCAGAGAGAAAAGUGCAUCUCCCCUCGAAGCUACAGGCCAAGUUGCACGGUAACAUUGUAUUGAGCUUGAUCAUAACUUUUCCACCAGUAAUCGGCUCGUUCUUUGGUUGGCUUCAUGGCUGUUCGACACGAAAUGCCGGGCUUCUUUACCAGUACUUGGAGUUUUUGGCUCAAGAGAGGGCGCAGAAUAAGACGGCAACUUACGUCGGCCCACCACCAAGCACUCAUCCGCUGGAACAACGGUCGUAUACACUGCCAGUGUAUCAAACGCGAAAGGCCCCUACUUUCAGCAGACAGCCCAAAUCCAGAACGACUAAUACCAUAGUGGUGGGUGACCAACAGCUGUCUGGGUUUGUGUGA